Messenger RNA from Pipistrellus nathusii (Nathusius's pipistrelle), 1245 nucleotides. Lineage: Eukaryota; Metazoa; Chordata; Mammalia; Chiroptera; Vespertilionidae. The record is from the annotation of a GenBank genome assembly.
AUGGUCUCUAAGUACCCACGGUCCGUGCGGGGCUGCCUGCCCCUGUGGACCUUAAUGCUGCAGGCAGCUCUUAUUGUCAUCUUCUUCUUUUUCGCCAGCUAUGACAGCUUCAUAGAGUAUCCGGAGAAGGUGGUGACUCAGGGAGCCGUCUUACAGGAUAUGGUGGUCAUGGCGGCUCUGGGCUUGGGCUUCCUCUCCUCGUCUUUGUGGAGAUACAGCUGGAGCAGCGUGGCCUUCAACCUCUUCAUGCUGGCCCUCGGGGUGCAGUGGGCAGUCCUGCUGGAUGGCUUUCUGGAAAAUCCCGCCUUAGAGAAAGUGUUCAUCAAACUGUCCAGGAUUCAGCAGGCGACCAUGACUGCCAUGUCUGUGCUGAUCUCUGCGGGUGCCAUCCUGGGGAAAGCCAACCUGGCGCAGCUGGUGCUGUUGGUGCUGAUGGAGGUGACAGCCUUUAGUGCCACGAGGAUGAUCAGCCAGCAAUUCCUCUCUGCGGACGCCCACGUGAGCAUGAUGCACAUCCACGUGUUCGCGGCCUACUUCGGGCUGACGGUGGCCUGGUGCCUCUCCAGACCUCUGCCCAGGGAAGCGGAGGAGAAAGACCAGAGGAAGACGAGCCCCAGUCUGUUUGCCAUGCUGGGCACCCUCUUCUUGUGGAUGUUCUGGCCGAGUUUCAACUCUGCUCUGCUGAGCAUCCCGGACGAAAGGAAGAACGGCGUGUUCAACACCUACUAUGCGCUCGCGGUCAGCGCAGUGACGGCCAUCUCCCUGUCGGCCUUGGCUCACCCCCAAGGGAAGAUCAGCAUGACUCAUAUCCACAACGCAGUGCUGGCAGGAGGUGUGGCUGUGGGUGCCCCGUGCCACCUGAUCCCUUCUCCUUGGCUGGCCAUGGUGCUGGGCCUUUUGGCAGGGCUGAUCUCCAUCGGGGGAGCCAAAUCUAUGCCGGUGUGUUUUAACCGCGUGCUGGGGAUCCACGACACCUGUGGCGUGCACUACACCUUCGGCUUGCCGGGCCUGCUCGGAGGGAUCACCUACAUCGUGUACCUGACAAGCUGGUACAAGGAUCCCCUGAUCGCCUUCCAGAUGCUCUAUGACAUUGCAGCGCUCAGCUUGUCCCUGGCGAUGGGUCUAGCAUCUGGUCUCUUGACAGGUCUCAUCUUAAACCUCAAAAUAUGGAAAGCUCCUCAUGUGGUUAAAUAUUUUGAUGACCAAGCUUUCUGGGAGUUUCCUCAUUUGGCUGUUGGAUUUUAA